GGAGCGGACCGGACCGGACCGGACCGGACCGGACCCCACCCCACGGAGAGAAGCCGCCGGGGGCCGGGGUUGCGGGCGGGAGACACACACACACACACACACACACACACACACAGAGGUGCUGCACCCCCAACUCACCGAGCCACCGACGGACGGACGGACGGACAUGGUGCUGGUCAAAGAGUAUCGAGUUAUCCUGCCUGUGUCUGUGGAGGAGUAUCAAGUGGGACAACUAUAUUCGGUGGCGGAGGCCAGUAAAAACGAGACCGGCGGCGGAGAGGGUGUCGAGGUGCUGGUCAACGAGCCCUAUGAGAAGGAUGGAGAGAAAGGCCAGUACACACACAAGAUCUACCACUUACAGAGCAAAGUGCCGACGUUUGUACGAAUGCUGGCCCCGGAGGGAGCCCUGAAUAUCCAUGAGAAAGCGUGGAACGCCUAUCCUUAUUGCCGGACCGUCAUUACGAACGAGUACAUGAAAGAUGACUUUCUGAUUAAAAUUGAAACUUGGCACAAACCAGGAGACCUUGGCACACAGGAGAACGUCCACAAGCUAGAGGCAGCUUCGUGGAAAGGCGUGGAAGUUGUUUAUAUAGACAUAGCAGACCGGAACCAGGUGCUUGCCAAGGACUACAAGCAAGAAGAAGAUCCAGCAAAAUAUAAGUCAAUCAAGACAGGACGGGGACCGUUGGGCCCCAAUUGGAAGAAGGAGCUGCCGAAUCAGAAAGACUGCCCAUACAUGUGCGCCUACAAGCUGGUAACCGUCAAGUUCAAGUGGUGGGGGCUGCAGAACAAAGUGGAGAACUUUAUUCAGAAGCAAGAGAAGCGUCUGUUUACAAACUUCCACCGGCAGCUCUUCUGUUGGCUUGACAAGUGGGUGGACCUGACAAUGGAAGAUAUCCGUAGAAUGGAAGAGGAGACCAAGAAACAGCUGGAUGAGAUGAGAGAAAAAGACCCUGUGAAAGGAAUGACAGCAGAUGACUAAAGCCACCCCUUCCCCUCCUGCACUUUUUGCAAGACAGUGGUCAACAGGAAGGUCCAGCAGCUCCAUCCUCCCGAGGGACCGGCCGUCUUCAGACCCAGCCUUUCUGUUCCCAUCCGGCAUUUUUUUCUUGGUUUUUUUUUUUACCUUUUUUUUUUUCAUCCUCUUCCUCCUCUCCCCACUCCCCCAGCUAACUCUAGAUGCCCUUCAAUAUUGUGAACAAAUAGACCGUCUGGUAUUAUUAAGCACG
Messenger RNA from Tachyglossus aculeatus (Australian echidna), 1229 nucleotides. RefSeq names its product phosphatidylinositol transfer protein alpha (gene PITPNA). Gene Ontology annotation, biological process: phospholipid transport. The transcript is spliced from 12 exons. The coding region runs from base 167 to 982 and encodes 271 amino acids. The record is from RefSeq and is a predicted model, not a curated record. Gene Ontology annotation, cellular component: cytoplasm. Lineage: Eukaryota; Metazoa; Chordata; Mammalia; Monotremata; Tachyglossidae. Gene Ontology annotation, molecular function: phosphatidylcholine binding; phosphatidylcholine intramembrane carrier activity; phosphatidylinositol transfer activity.